AUGAGGAGCAGCAAAUCAAAAGAGGUGCCUUUACCAAAUAUAAGAAACUCCCAAAGCAAGGAUUCUUCUGUUCAAGCAGAUACAACCACAUCGUGGGAUGCACUUUCUCAGACCAAGGCUGCUCUGAGACACAUUGAAAACAAAUUAGAAGUAACCCCUACAAGUACAGCUAUGUUUGAUUCUGUCAUGGAUACCAAGAAAUCUUCUGCAAGUGCUACCCGAAAAAUAAGUAGAAAAGAUGGUAGAUACCUGGAUGAUUCUUGGCUUAAUGCUCCAACCUCCAAAUCUUCUAAAUCACGGAAAGAGAAAUCUCGUAGUCCUCUCAGAGUUACCACCCUGGAAAGUAAUGUAAAGAAAAACAAUCGUGUGGAAUUCCGUGAACCUUUGGCUUCUUACAGGGAAGUUCAUGGCACACCUUCCAAUGUAAGUCCCAAUCCUUUAGAGUCAAAGCAUGUAUAUUGUGUGGAUAUUAAUGGAGAAAAGCCUGAAAAUGGGAAUCGGAUGGUAACCAGUCGAGAAGAACGGAAUACACAUUGUCGUGAUUUUGAGAGUUCUCAGUCAUCUGUCAUGAAUGAGACUGUUGUUAGGUUUUUAAAUGAUCGACCAGCGAUUGAUGCAUUGCACAAUUCUGAAAGUUUGGUUAAGAUGGCAGCUCCAAUGAGAACUGAGGAAGAAAAGCCUAAUAGAACAAAGGGAAAUGAGAACAAUUUGAAGACUUCUGGCAAUAACAUAGGCCAUGAUAUUGAUCCGAAAGUGUUACGGCUAGCUGACUCUUCUCCCUCUUCUACGAGUACUUCUAAUUCCCAAAGAUUAGAUAUCUUAAAGCGGCGACAACAUGAUGUCAAACUGGAGAAACUCAAGGAGCGGAUUAGGAAACAGUGGGAACACUCAGAAGAAAUAAAUGGCCGGGGCCAGAAUCAGGGUCAUAUUGACCACCCAGUAAUGGUUGUUGAUAUUGAUAGCUCAGUGACAGCAAAAGUCAGGAAAGUGGCAACAGCACCACCUGCUCCAGCAUAUAAAGGCUUCAAUCCGUCAGAGACCAAGAUUCGAACACCUGAUGGCAAAGUGUGGCAAGAGGCUGAGUUUCAAAACAUGAGUAGAGAACUGUAUCGAGACUUAGCACUUCACUUUGCAGAAGACACCUCUAUGAAAGAGAAACCUGCUGAAAAAAGUAAAGAGAAAAAAGUGGUCAAGCCAGUACGAAAAGUCCAAAAGGUAGCACAAUUUUCAAGUCCAGAAAGCAAAACAGGUAGCAGUCAUCUGAUAAGUACAUCUUCUUGGCGAGAUGGACAGAAAUUAGUAAAGAAGAUUCUGGGACCUGCACCCAAAAUGGAGCAAAAAGAGCGAAGAACAGUAUCAAGUGACAGAAGUGGAAGAGAAAGAACUACUAAAUCUGGAAGUCAUAUUGGAAGAGCAGAAUCUGAUCCCAGGUUGAAUAUUUCACAUAGACAUCUUCCACGAAACUCAGAACGUUCAAGAAGUAGAGCUCGGUCUGAAAAUAAUAUAAAGAAAUUAGCUCCAUCUCUUCCAGAUAAUAAACAGGAGGAAAAUACUGCCUUAAAUAAAGACUUUUUACCUAUUGAAAUUCGUGGAAUUCUUGAUGACCUACAGCUGGAUUCUGCAGUUCAGGCAGCAAGGCAAGAGGGAGAGUUACAAAAUCAGAAGUCAUCAGCACCAAUACAAGCUUGGAGGAGUCAUAGCUCAAUAAAAAGAAAACCUGACAAAAUAACAACUAAUGAAGAGCCCCCUGUUAUUUCUAAAAAGCGCCACUAUGACUCAGAUGAGGUACGACAGUACAUUGUUAGACAGCAGGAGGAAAGGAAGAGGAAGCAAAAUGAAGAGAAGAAGGCUCAAAAGGAGGCCACUGAGCAGAAGAACAAACGAUUACAGGAGCUCUACCGGAAGCAGAAAGAAGCCUUUACUAAAGUAAAAAAUGUACCACCUCCUGAGCCAUCAGCAACUAGGCGUCUACAGGAAACUUACUCCAAAUUGCUACUAGAAAAGACCUUGCUUGAAGAGCCGUCUCAUCAGCAUACUAUGCAGGAAACACAGACCAGACCAGGGUAUCAGCCAUCUGGAGAAUCUGACAAAGAAAACAAAGUGCAGGAUCGUCCCCCAAGUGCAUCUUCCAGCAGUGACAUGUCCCUGUCAGAACCACCACAGCCUCUUGCAAGAAGGGACUUGACAGAACCUACAUGGGUGCAGCCUGAUAGAUUGAGCCCACGUGUCCAUCAUUCUCAACCACAGCCUCUUGUUGGAGCAGCUGGAAAUUUACUCUCCCAUCUCUUGAGUCUAGAGCAUGCAGGAUUUUUGCAUAAGAAUUUGGAAUCUAUUUUACCAACCAGGAAGAACCAUAAUAUUGCUUCAGGGCCAUUAACUUUCACACCUCAACCAUAUCUGACCUCAUCAGCUGCUCAUCAAGAUGCCUUGUUAAAACCUAGUGCCAGCCAAUAUAAGAGUAAACUUGAUCGUAUUGAAGCCCUGAAAGCAACAGCUGCUUCUUUGUCCAGCAGGAUUGAAAAUGAAGCCAAGAAAUUAGCUGGGGCUAACAUUAAUUAUGGGUCAGUGUGGAACACUGAGUAUGAUGUGCAACAAACACCCCAAGAAGAGGGACCUUGGACAAAGGUUAUAAGUCCACCUGUGAAAGAGGAUACUGAAGAUGUUUUCACUGCCAGAAUUCAAAAGAUGCUAGGAACCUGUGUAUCUCAUGCAACUUUUGAUGAUGAGCUUCCUGGUGUAGGCAACCUUAGUGAAUUUAAAAAGCUUCCUGAGAUGAUAAGACCUCAUAGUGCCAUAUCAAGCUUCAGAAUUAGAUCCCCUGGUCCCAAACCAGAAGGGCUGCUGGCACAGUUGUGUAAGAAGCAGAGUGACUCUUCUAGCUCCGAUCUGCAGCCUUGUUCUCAACACAAAGCCAAAAAGUCUCUUGGUUCCAGCACAGACUCAGUCAGUGAAGGGCCUCUUCUUAGUGAGGGGAGUCUCUCUGAAGAAGAGGGAGGCCGGGAUGGACGGCCCUCUUUGAAGAUAGCAGAAAUCUUAAAGGAAAAGGAAUUUUGUGCUGGAGAAAGAAAUGCUUAUGAACCCAUCAAACAGUUUCAGAAGGAAGCUGAAAAAUUCUUACCACUUUUGGGUCACAUAGGUGGUACACAAAGCAAAGAACCAUGGGAAGAAUUGGCAAAGGGAAGUCCACGUAGUGUCAUUAAUAUUUUCACAAAAUCAUAUCAGUCAUAUGGAAAAGGGUUUGAAGACAGGUUCGAAAGAGGAGCAUCAACAUCACAGCCCUUGAAUGCCAGCACAACUCCUCUAAGCAGUGUUUCAUAUGAGGAUGAUUUUGUCUCCUCUCCAGGAAAUGGGACUUUGACAGAAAAAAACCCAGCUCUUGAACCUAAUAUUGGUGGUAGCAUUUUGGGUACUAAAGAGGACCAUUCUAGCAGGAAGUCAGCCUAUGAUCUUUCCUCUGUGGAUGUUACUUCCCAGCAUUCAUCAGGGACCCAGUCUGCUGCAUCUUCUUGUUCAUCUACUUCUUCUAAAGGAAGAAAAGGAAAAAAGGAAAAAACAGAAUGGCUGGAUUCACUCACUGGAAAUGUUCAGAGCUCACUUCUUGAGGAAAAAGUACACUCUGGCUCAGAACGUGACUCUCAUCAAGAGAAGAAAUCUGAGACCAGUAGCAAACUCUCUGUCAAGGAUUAUGAGCAGACUCUUGAUACAGAUAGCACUUUGGAGGAUCUUUCUGGGCAUUCUGUGAGUAUCUCCUCAGACAAGGGAAGGUCUCAGAAAACUCCAACUUCUCCCCUAUCUCCAAGUUCCCAGAAACUGUUGCAGUUUGACGUUCCAGGAACUUCAUUAGAAAAAUCUAAGUCCUCAGUUAUAAUGCCUCCAACUAUAGCAGGAUUCAAGGCUAGUGCAGCUUUUCCUGAUAUGAACAUGGCUGCCAGCAGAGCAACUACAGAAAUGAUGACUUCAACACCAGGUUCUAAACGUUUUUCUCCUGCUGGCCUCCAGCAUCGAAUGGCAGCUGAACUGAGCUACUUGAGUGCCAUUGAGGAGUCAGUGCGCCAACUGUCAGAUGUAGAAAGAGUUAGAGGCAUUUCACUCGCUCAGCAAGAAAGUGUGUCUUUGGCUCAGAUCAUAAAGGCACAGCAGCAACGCCAUGAAAGAGACUUGGCCCUUUUGAAAUUAAAGGCUGAACAAGAGGCUCUGGAGUGUCAGAGACAGUUAGAAGAAACCCGAAACAAAGCAGCUCAGGUCCAUGCGGAGUCAUUACAGCAGGUGGUUAAAUCACAACGGGAUGUAACUGAAGUCCUACAGGAAGCAACUUGUAAAAUAGCUGCUCAGCAAACAGAGACUGCUCGCCUCACCACAGAUGCAGCACGCCAAAUCUGUGAGAUGGCAGAGUUGACUCGAACUCAUAUAUCAGAUGCCAUUACUGCUUCAGGAGCUCCCCUAGCAACGCUGUAUGACCACCAGCGGAUACAUGCUCCAGACUUCGUGAAGCAACUGAGGACCAGAGCUGAAACAGAUAGGAAAAGUCAAUCUGUUUCACUCUCUAACAAUAAUGAAGGAACCCCUGACUCAAAGCAUCAGAAGUAUUCUUCAUAUGAUAGUUAUUCUGAGUCUUCAAGAUACAAGAAUCACGAUAGAAGAAGUAGUAGUGGUAGCAGCCGUCAAGAAAGUCCUUCAGUUCCAUCUUUGAAGGAAAAUGAGAAGAAACUUCAUGGUGGAAAGACGGAGAGUUCUAUUGAUGAACAGGUUCAGACUGCUGCGGAUGAUUCUCUACGAAGUUACAGUGUACCAUCUCUUCCUGAUGAGAAAGAUUCAGCUUCUAUUGUAACAGAAUAUUCCCUGAAAUUCGAUGAAUCCAUGACAGAAGAUGAAAUAGAAGAAAAGUCAUUUCGAUCUUUACUGCCUUCUGAGAGUCAUCGCAGAUUUAAUAUGGAAAAGAGAAGAAGCCAUCAUGAUGACUCUGAUGAAGAAACUUCCCCAGAAAAGACUACACUGUCUUCUGCCAAGGAGCUGAGCAUGCCAUUCUCAGGAGGACAAGAUAGCUUUUCUAAGUUUACUAUGGAGAUGGUUCGACAGUAUAUGAAAGAAGAGGAAAUGAGAGCAGCUCACCAGUCUUCACUUCUGCGUCUCCGUGAAAAAGCCUUGAAGGAGAAAACUAAGGCUGAGUUAGCUUGGCUAGAGCAUCAGAAAAAACAUCUCCGAGACAAAGGAGAAGAUGAUAAAAUGCCCCCACUUCGUAAGAAACAGCGUGGCUUGCUCUUAAAGUUGCAGCAAGAAAAGGCAGAAAUUAAACGUCUUCAAGAAGCCAAUAAGGCAGCUCGGAAGGAAAGACAACUGAUUCUUAAACAGCAGGAAGAGAUAGAAAGGAUCCGACAGACAACCAUAAAACUGCAGGAGAAGUUAAAGUCUGCAGGGGAAAAUAAAUUGGACUCUCAUAGUGAUGAUGACACAAAGGAUAAUAAGGCAAUUAGUCCUGGUCCAACUGACGUGGAGACCCGAAGUCCUUCCCCCAUUUCCAUCUCCAGCAGUGAAACUAGCAGCAUUAUGCAGAAACUGAAGAAAAUGAGAAGCCACAUGGAUGAAAAGUUUCUGACAAAGCGGGAGCAAAAACUAAUGCAACGGCGACAACACGCAGAAGAACUGCUAGAAUGGAAGCGACGUUUAGAUGCAGAGGAAGCAGAAAUUCGUCAGAUGGAAAAACAAGCUUUGGCUGCCUGGGACAAAGAAUUAAUAAAACCUAAAACUCCUAAGAAAGAAUUGGAGGACCAGAGAACAGAACAGAAAGAACUAGCAAGUGAGACGGAAUCACCAGUACUUUCCUACUCUCAUCUGCACAGUGAAAGCUCUAUUCCAGAAGAAUUGGGCAGCCCUGCUGUUGAAUAUAGACAUUCGGAAUCCAUAGUUCAAGAGCAGCCUGGUAGUCCAGAUCACAGUAUACUUACUGAAGACAUGGUUUUUUCACAAGAACUGGAAUCUUCUACUUCUCCUAGCAAACAUUCACCUCCCAAAAGCUGCACGUCUGUGUCAAAGCAGGAGUCCAGCAAAGGAAGUCAAAGGAUUGGCGGGCAACGGUAUCCACCUGUCAGAUCCCAUCAACCCAGUUACAGUUGGUCAGAUGAGUCAUUAUCUAUGACACAGUCAGAAACUACAUCUGACCAGAGUGACAUUGAAGGUAGGAUCAGAGCUCUAAAGGAUGAGCUAAGGAAAAGAAAAUCCGUUGUGGACCAGUUGAAGAAGGAACAGAAAAAAAGGCAGAAGGAAAGACUGAAAGCGCAGGAAGCCAGCCUGAUCAAACAGUUAGAGUCAUAUGAUGAAUUCAUUAAGAAAACUGAAGCCGAGCUUAACCGAGAUUUGGAAACAUCACCAACCGCCAAGCCUCAGAUUAAAACACUCUCCUCAGCUUCUGAAAAACCCAAGAUCAAGCCUCUUCCACUACACAGAUCUGAAACAGCAAAGAAUUGGAAAUCACUAACGGACUCAGAACGUUCCAGAGGAUCCCUAGAGUCUAUUGCUGAACAUGUUGAUGCUGCAUUGGCAGGUUCUGAGAGAUCAGUAUCAGAAAGAUCUUUAUCUGCUUAUUCAAGGAGAAUGAUUGAAUUGGACAGUCGAAUAGAAGAGCAUUUUCAGACUUCGUCACCAAUUCUUAGAUCAUCAAGGAAAAUCAGAGCAGAAUCUGGAGAUUCUCUAGAAAAUAUACCUUCAUUACCUCCUCCCAAAGAAUUAAAUGCCCCUAAUAGAAUUUUGGAUGUGUCAGGUGCCACAGUUGAAGAAGCAGCUAAUCAAAAAUCAGAAAUACAAGAAGUAAAAUACACAGAGUUAGAGGAGAGUACGGUUGAAGAAGUCUAUUUUAAACAAUCUGGGAAGUCUGAUGUCUUACUGAAACUAGACCUUGAACAAGGAGAUUCAUCUGGAAUUCUUUCAAGGAAAAAUCUUCCUUUAGAUGCUAUAAAUGUUCAGAAAGACUUAGUUAGCUUAGCCAUUGAAGACCUUGACAAAAAAGAAUUGAAAGAGAGACAAUCAGAUCAAGAUAUGGAUCAUAGUCAAAACAUCCCGUCAGAAAGAGGCAUUCAUCAACAAAAGAACAUAAAGGAAAGAGACUUGUCUUUGUCAGAACAUCUUCUUGCUCCUAAAGAAAUAUCAUACUCUGAAGACUUUGAAGUGUCGUCUUUCAAGAAAGACAUGUCAGCUGAAUUGUGUAAAGGUAACUUUGAGGUAUCAUCAUUGUUGUCACGCAGGAAAGACUCUCAGUCUUGCAAAGAUAGGUCACAGUCAACAGGAAGCUCUAAAAGUGAAGCCAACAGCUUUAGUUCUGAUGGUGAAAUCAGUGAGCGCCUCAGUGAGAAAAGCCUUUCUAUUCAUAGCAACAUCCACUCUGAAAGGCUGUUAGAACUCAAGUCUCCUACUGAGCUCAUGAAAAGUAAGGAGCGCAGUGAUGUGGAGCAUGAACAGGGGGUUACUGAAUGCUCUUCUUUGACCUCAGUUCCUGUUGCAGAUGAGUUACUUGAUUUCCACAUUGGUGAUAGGGUAUUGAUUGGCAAUGUUCAGCCAGGAACUCUUCGAUUCAAAGGUGUGACUAGUUUUGCUAAAGGAUUUUGGGCUGGAGUAGAGUUGGAUAAACCUGAAGGAAAUAAUAAUGGGACAUAUGAUGACAUUGUGUACUUUGUGUGCAAAGAGAAGCAUGGUAUUUUUGCUCCUCCACAAAAAAUAUCUCACCUUCCAGAAAACUUUGAAGACUAUGUAGACACAAAUGAAGAUGAAGACUGUUACUCAGAUGAACAAUAUCACUACAAUAAUCAAGAACAAAAAGAUACAGAGGGUUCCACAUUUGAUAGAGAAAAGGUUGCCGUUGAAUAUUUGUAUGAGAAAUCUUUACCUGGUGUGCACGAUAUUGAAGCAUCAGUUGAUAGAAGCCUUAAAAUAGAAACGGACCAUUCACAGGACAUUUCUGAGGUCCUUGAAGCCCAUGCUCACCAGCAAUCUCCAGUGAAUUCACUGAUUUCUUCAAAGGACAACAAAGACCUUGUUUCUGGUGCCACAGAAGAUGUUUCCAUUGCUAUAGAAGAUGAUACUUUAGACAAUACCUUUUCUGAAGAAUUAAAGAAGCAAGAGCAGAUUACAGAAAAGGUCGAGAACCUGUAUUCCGAGUUUUCAGAAAAACCUUCUACCCCACUUUUGGAUCUUUUAACAAGAGAAAAGAACCAGUUAGAAGCCCAGCUGAGGUCAUCAGUAAGUGAAGAAAAAAAGUCAAAGCAACAACUAGAAACAGUCAGCUUACUAACAGACAGUUUAUUAAAAGUCUUUGUGACAGACACAGUCAGUCAACUACAACAAAUUAAAAAAGCUAGGAAUGAGAAAAUCCAGCUUAGCAAUCAGGAGUUUCUUGAUGAUCAAAAGAAAGUACCACCCCAAGGCCUAUCUCCAAAUCUUGAAGAACAAUCACCAAGUGUUCCAGGUGACUUCUUAAGGUCUGAAUUGGAUGAUGAAAAAGAAGAGAUUUCUUCUCCAGAUAUGUGUCCCAGACCUGAGAGUCCAGUAUUUGGUGCUAGUGGGCAGGAAGAGCUUGCUAAAAGACUUGCUGAACUUGAGAUCAGCCGUGAGUUCCUGAGCGUGUUAGGAGAUGAUCAAGACUGGUUUGAUGAAGAUUUUGGUUUGAGCUCUUCUCACAAGAUCCAAAAAAACAAGGCAGAAGAAGCAAUUGUACCUCUAAUAGCAGAAGCUAAAAGACCUCCCCAAAAGCCAUGUGAAACACUCUUGGCAGUCCCACAUACUGCAGAGGAAGUAGAAGUUCUUGUGCACAGCGCCGCAGAAGAACUUUGGAAAUGGAAAGAAUUAGGUCAUGAUCUUCAUAGCAUCAGUAUUCCUGCAAAGCUGCUUGGCUGUGCCAGUAAGGGUCUCGAUAUAGAAAGCACUAGUAAAAGGGUCUAUAAACAGGCGGUUUUUGAUUUAACAAAAGAGAUUUUUGAGGAAAUAUUUGCUGAGGAUCCCAACUUGAAUCAACCUGUCUGGAUGAAGCCAUGCAGAGUCAACUCUAAUUAUUUCCGACGAGUGAAAAAUCCAAAUAACCUUGGUGAAAUUAAGAACUUUAUAGCAACUGAAGUACUCAAGUUGUUCAGUCUUAAAAAGGAGCCAAACCACAAAACAGAUUGGCAGAAAAUGAUGAAAUUUGGAAGAAAGAAAAGAGACCGAGUGGAUCAUAUCCUGGUGCAGGAGCUCCAUGAAGAGGAGGCACAGUGGGUGAACUAUGAUGAGGAUGAGUUGUGUGUGAAGAUGCAACUAGCGGAUGGGAUCUUUGAGACCUUGAUCAGAGAUACUAUUGAUGUUCUGAAUCAAAUAAGUGAGAAACAGGGGAGAGUGCUACUUGUGUGA
Messenger RNA from Pipistrellus nathusii (Nathusius's pipistrelle), 9366 nucleotides. Lineage: Eukaryota; Metazoa; Chordata; Mammalia; Chiroptera; Vespertilionidae. The record is from the annotation of a GenBank genome assembly.